Suricata suricatta (meerkat) is the source of this 1329-nucleotide messenger RNA. RefSeq names its product POP4 homolog, ribonuclease P/MRP subunit (gene POP4). The coding region runs from base 263 to 925 and encodes 220 amino acids. Gene Ontology annotation, cellular component: ribonuclease P complex; ribonuclease MRP complex. Gene Ontology annotation, molecular function: ribonuclease P RNA binding. The record is from RefSeq and is a predicted model, not a curated record. The transcript has 7 exons. Gene Ontology annotation, biological process: tRNA 5'-leader removal; rRNA processing. Lineage: Eukaryota; Metazoa; Chordata; Mammalia; Carnivora; Herpestidae.
GCGCCUCUUUAGCCGACGCGCAUCAGUGACGUCACGGGCGGCGCCAUCUGCGAGCCCGGCGCGCCGGCGACCCCAGCUGAGAGAGCGUGUCCGUCUGGUGACUUUGCCUGCCGCGCGAGCUCGGGUGCAAGAAGUCUCUCCACCACAGACUUCGACGAGAGAAGUCCUGAUGGCCGAGGGCUGCUGAAGAAAGUGAAGAGCGGUAAAGCCUGAGCGACGCCCGUACCAAACGUCAUCAGAGCGCACCGGAAGCGGACCGAGGAUGAAGAGUGUGAUCUACCGUGCCCUUUCUCAGAAGGAGGCAAAAGAGUUCGAUGUUCAGCUCCCGGGAGCCCGGCAGGCUGAGGCCUUCGUGAGGGCCUUCCUAAAGCGCAGCAUGCCCCACAUGAGCCAACAAGCCUGCGAGGACCACCUGCAGCGCAAGGCUGUCGUUCUGGAGUACUCUGCCCGCCGGAAGCGAAAAGAGAAGAAAAAAAAAUCCAAAGGCCUCUCUGCCAGGCAGAGGAGGGAGCUGAGGCUCUUUGACAUCAAACCAGAGCAGCAGAGCUACAAUCUUUUUCUCCCUCUACAUGAACUCUGGAAACAGUACAUCCGGGACCUGUGUGGUGGUCUCAAGCCAGACACGCAGCCGCAGAUGAUUCAGGCCAAGCUGUUAAAGGCAGAUCUUCACGGGGCUCUUAUUUCAGUCACAAAAUCCAAAUGCCCCUCCUACGUGGGUGUCACAGGAAUCCUCCUACAGGAAACAAAGUACGUUUUCAAAAUCAUCACCAAAGAAGACCGCCUGAAAGUUAUCCCCAAGCUAAACUGUGUGUUCACAGUGGAAAUUGAUGGCUUUAUUUCCUACAUUUAUGGAAGCAAAUUCCAGCUUCGGUCAAGUGAGCGAUCUGCAAAGAAAUUCAAAGCAAAGGGAACGUUUGACCUGUGAGCUCUUUGCUACGGAGACAAUUGUUUGUGACCCCAAGGACUGGCAACACCUGAGUGCCUGCCUUUCGAUGGCAAGACGGCCAGCCUGGUUCCAGUUAUAGACCACCGCCAGCCGCUUGACCCUGGAGUUAAGAACAAUUCAUCAUCCCGGAAGAAAUGGACUACAUUGAACAAAGAAGUCCGGGAACGUAGGGAUGUCCAUGCCUAGCUGAUCCUGAACUUGUAUUGCUCACAUUAGAGAAGAGACUGGCAGAAAACACCAGGAUUACCACAGGUUGACUUGACUAGUGGCAUUAUUGGAUUUUUUUUUUCUUCUUCAUACUUUUCAUACUUUUUUGUGUUUCCUGAAUGGUCUGCGAUGAAUUCGUUGUUUACAUAAUAAUAAAAUAUCAGUAGGCACCAACA